CCCUGUCCGCAACAGACUUUGUCUUCCGGCCUCUUCUCAGCUUGUCCGUCACUUUCGCAUUUCGUCGAACAGAAAGAGCUCAUAACACCAUAUACCCUAUGUACUCAUUACAUUCCUUCUCUCUUACACUCUCUAGCUAUUAUCUUUCCGAUGGCGUCACGAGAUCCGGAGAUCGAAGAAGGGGGCGGAGGUGGAGGCGGAGGCGGCAGCCUCAAGAAGCCGCUCCUCCACACCGGAAGUUGGUACCGCAUGGCUGGUAUGAGCUCCAGGCAGUCUAGCAUGUUUGCCUCUUCCGCUCAAAUCCUUCGUGAAUCAGUCUCCAUUUUCCUCUGCGUUUUCAUCGUCGCCUUAGGCCCCAUUCAGUUUGGGUUCACUUGUGGGUAUUCAAAUCCUACGCAGGCAGACAUCAUAACCGAUCUUAAACUUAAAAUUUCGGAGUUCUCCGUGUUUGGUUCUUUAGCAAAUGUGGGUGCUAUGGUGGGUGCAAUAGCUAGUGGUCAAAUUGCAGAAUACAUUGGACGAAAAGGGUCAUUGAUGAUUGCUGCUAUUCCCAACAUACUUGGAUGGCUUGCUAUUUCAUUUUCCAAAGAUUACUCAUUCUUGUAUAUGGGAAGAUUAUUGGAAGGCUUUGGUGUUGGUGUAAUAUCUUAUGCGGUUCCUGUAUACAUUGCUGAGAUCUCACCUCAAAACAUGAGAGGUAGCUUAGGAUCUGUUAACCAGCUUUCUGUUACUAUUGGAAUACUAUUGGCAUACCUUUUGGGGCUUUUUCUUCCAUGGAGAGUAUUGGCAGCUUUUGGUACUUUGCCAUGCAUCUUUCUGAUACCUGGUCUUUUUUUCAUUCCUGAAUCUCCUCGUUGGUUGGCCAAGAUGGGGUUUAUUGAAGAUUGUGAAACAUCUUUGCAAGUUUUGCGAGGAUUCGAUUCAGACAUUUCCUCUGAGUUUAAUGAGAUCAAGAGAUCUGUAGCAAACUCAGGAAAACGAGCUACAAUUCGAUUUUCUGAACUUAAGAGAAGAAGAUAUUGGUAUCCUUUAAUGGUAGGAAUAGGGUUGCUUCUUCUUCAACAACUCAGUGGUAUAAAUGGUGUUCUAUUCUACUCUAGUGACAUUUUCAAAUCAGCUGGAAUUUCAUCCAGCAAAGCUGCAACAUUUGGACUUGGUGCAAUUCAGGUUGUUGCUACUGCAGUUACAACAUCCUUGGUGGACAAAAGUGGUCGAAGAGUUCUUUUAAUGUUGUCUUCAAUUCUAAUGGUUGCAAGCAACCUUCUUGUUUCAAUGAGUUUCUUUUUGAAGCAACUUGUUGCUAAAGAUUCGUCCCUUUAUGGGUUCUUGGGAAUAUUGUCACUCGUUGGACUAGUGAUUAUGGUGACCGGCUUCUCUCUAGGACUUGGACCAAUUCCUUGGGUUAUAAUGUCCGAGAUACUUCCUGUAAAUAUUAAGAGCCUUGCUGGCAGUGUUGCAACACUUUUUAAUUGGUUGGCUGCAUCGAUUAUUACAAUGACAGCACCCCUACUCUUGACCUGGAGCAGUGGAGGAACUUUCAUCAUCUAUGCUGCUGUGUCAACUUUUACUCUAGUUUUUGUGAAACUAUGGGUUCCUGAAACCAAAGGAAAAACGUUGGAAGAAAUACAAUGGUCCUUCAGAUGACACUG
Messenger RNA from Lactuca sativa (garden lettuce), 1649 nucleotides. RefSeq names its product sugar transporter ERD6-like 4. Gene Ontology annotation, molecular function: sugar transmembrane transporter activity. The record is from RefSeq and is a predicted model, not a curated record. Lineage: Eukaryota; Viridiplantae; Streptophyta; Magnoliopsida; Asterales; Asteraceae. Gene Ontology annotation, biological process: carbohydrate transport; transmembrane transport. Gene Ontology annotation, cellular component: membrane.